Messenger RNA from Scutellospora calospora, 1429 nucleotides. NCBI's taxonomy places the organism in Eukaryota, Fungi, Glomeromycota, Glomeromycetes, Diversisporales, Gigasporaceae. The record is from the annotation of a GenBank genome assembly.
AUGGACGCCGAAGCGAGAAGAAGACAUUGUGGUCUCUUGAUGUUUGAUGCUCCUACAGUAUCCACAAGAUCACAAACGUCAAGAAACAACGAUAUUAUCAUUAACAAUAUGUCAACGCGGGAAGUUGACUCUUCCACGCUAAUUAAUAAUCAUAUAUCCUAUGAAUCCUCCCGUAACGCUAGUUCAUUGAUCAAUAAUUUAGACACCUUUCAGGACAAUACUUCUGACUUUUCUACUACCACGCGUGCCUUAGCUGCCGGCGCUGCAGCAGGUGACGACUUUGUGCAUCAGGGUUCUGGUGAUUCGCCUAAUGCUAGUGAUGAGCCUGUACACCCUCCAAAGAGAACUCCGAGACCUCCAAAUGCUUUUAUUUUAUAUCGUAAAGAGAAACAACCCGCAAUUAUCGCAGCUAAUAGACAUCUCUCAAAUGCUGAAGUUUCUAGACGAAUUUCUGAUAUGUGGAAAAGUGAGCCUGAAGAAAUUCGUCGUGAAUGGGAAAGAUAUGCGGAUCGGAAGAAACUUGAGCAUAUGCAAGCGUAUCCUAAUUAUGUAUACCGUCCUAGCCCUAAAAAUAAAUCUAAAGUUGAUAAACGUAGACAACAACGAAAACAAACAUCUCCAAAGGACGCUGCUGACAAUAGAAAUUACUCGGUCUCAACCGGUUCCACCACCGGCCCUCAAAGAAGAAAAUCAACAAGAAAUGUAAAUAAAAGUCCUGUAAAGUCGGAUUUUCCCGAUGGCUUACAACAAGCAUCAACUAAUAUGUCACCACAAAAUGCAAAUAUGACUUCCCGAAAUAAUUCCGUGCCCUCAAAUUCUUCAUAUGCCACAAUUCUUCCAAGUCCGGAGAUUCCCAUGUUGACAACUCAUUUUACGGAUCCACCAACAGAAUACGAAUCUCAGCAACUUAAUUCCGUUACAUCUCAUGUGCCGCUCACUCCGAUCUCUCCACCCCAAAUGCAGUUGCGAGAACAAGAAUUUAAAAUUCGUCAUCAACAACAAUAUGAACCAAACUUAAUGCGUUACGUUCCAGAAGAAAAUAUUCAAACAUAUCAUGAUAAUCAUGGAAAUACACCACAAUUCUCCUUCACGUCCAUGAACGGAUUAAUCCCCUAUAAUCACGGUACAAACGGUUAUCCACAUCAACAAUCGGUCAACCCUCUGGAAUAUUAUUUAGUUCCAGAUGUGGCACAACAACAACAGCAGAUGAACGCAGAAAUUAUGCUUCAUUAUGAACAACAUCAUCAUCAAACCACGCCUGAACAUACUAUUUCAACUUCAACCAAUUCAUCCCCUAAUGAAAGAGCCCCACUAUAUUCACAACAACAACAACCUGCUCAAUAUUUUCAUAAUGGAACGAAUACUGUCGAUAAUACUGUUGGAAAUCAAGCGUUUGUUAAUUUUCUCGCAGGAUACGAGUACCUAGGUG